AUGAUAUCAAGUUUCCGUGUGUCUGAGCUGCAAGUGCUGUUGGGCUUUGCUGGACGUAACAAAAGUGGUCGAAAACAUGACCUCCUGAUGAGGGCACUGCACUUGCUGAAGAGUGGCUGCAGCCCGGCCGUUCAGCUGAAGAUCCGCGAACUGUACAGGCGCCGGUACCCCAGGAUGAUCGAAGGACUCUCGGACUUGCCUGCCAUCAAACCCGGGGUGUUCAACCUGGACAGCAGCUCCCCUCCUGUCGAGCCUGACCUGGCUGUUGCUGGCAUUCACCCCCUCCCGUCGACUUCAGUCACGCCUCAGUCUCCCGCCUCGCCCGUCAGCCCCGUGCUGCUCCAGGACGCUAAGCCCCACUUUGACAUGCAGCAGCCAUCCCCGCCCAUUCCACCCGUGCAUCCUGACGUUCAGCUGAAGAGCCUGCCUUUCUAUGAUGUGCUGGAUGUGCUCCUGAAACCAACGAGCCUGGUACAAAGCAAUAUUCAGAGAUUCCAAGAGAAGAUUUUUAUCUUCGCUUUGACACCUCAGCAAGUCAGAGAAAUCUGCAUUUCCAGGGACUUCUUGCCAGGAGGCAGGAGGGAUUACACAGUCCAAGUUCAGCUAAGGUUGUGCCUAGCAGAGACAAGCUGCCCUCAAGAAGACAAUUACCCAAACAGUCUGUGUAUUAAAGUGAAUGGGAAGCUGUUCCCGUUGCCGGGAUAUGCUCCACCACCCAAAAAUGGAAUUGAGCAGAAGCGACCCGGGCGCCCCUUGAACAUAACCUCUCUGGUGAGGCUGUCGUCAGCAGUGCCAAACCAGAUUUCCAUUUCCUGGGCUUCUGAAAUUGGAAAGAACUACUCCAUGUCUGUGUACCUCGUUCGUCAGCUCACUUCAGCUAUGCUUCUGCAGAGGCUGAAGAUGAAAGGCAUCAGAAACCCCGACCAUUCCAGAGCACUAAUUAAGGAGAAACUAACUGCAGAUCCUGAUAGUGAGAUUGCCACAACCAGUCUGCGAGUGUCUCUGAUGUGUCCUCUGGGGAAAAUGAGACUGACAAUCCCAUGCCGUGCUGUGACUUGCACACACCUGCAAUGUUUUGAUGCUGCUCUUUAUCUCCAAAUGAAUGAGAAGAAGCCUACCUGGAUCUGCCCUGUCUGUGACAAUAAGGCAGCUUAUGAGAGCCUGAUACUGGAUGGGCUCUUUAUGGAAAUCCUUAAUGAAUGUUCAGAUGUGGAUGAGAUCAAAUUCCAAGAAGAUGGCUCCUGGUGUCCCAUGAGGCCAAAGAAAGAAGCUGUGAAAGUCUCAAGCCCACAGUGCACAACAAUAGAAA
Messenger RNA from Merops nubicus (carmine bee-eater), 1309 nucleotides. It is a transcript of the gene PIAS2, whose product is annotated as protein inhibitor of activated STAT, 2. NCBI's taxonomy places the organism in Eukaryota, Metazoa, Chordata, Aves, Coraciiformes, Meropidae. The record is from RefSeq and is a predicted model, not a curated record. The transcript is spliced from 9 exons. Gene Ontology annotation, biological process: protein sumoylation; regulation of transcription by RNA polymerase II. The annotation marks the transcript as partial. Gene Ontology annotation, molecular function: zinc ion binding; SUMO ligase activity; transcription coregulator activity.